Molecule: messenger RNA, 3080 nt
Organism: Cherax quadricarinatus
Lineage: Eukaryota; Metazoa; Arthropoda; Malacostraca; Decapoda; Parastacidae
Source: RefSeq, a predicted model, not a curated record
GCAUCGACUCGCGGAGCGGGUCCAUGGAGAGUUCGGUCCACUGGUCUGGGCUGGGAGACCGAGCCCACUUUGACGUCUCCCACAGCCAGACACUCGUCAUCACCGACGUCCAGGAUGAUGACGAUGGUGACUACCGCUGCAGAAUUGACUUCAAGUCAUCCCCAACCAGGAACACUGGCGUGAGGCUGCUGGUCGUUGUUCCACCACAGAGGGUGUCCAUCCUGAAUUCUGAGGGGGUGGAGGUGAACGGAGUCAUCGGUCCGUAUUCAUUAGGGAGCAGCCUGGUUCUUACCUGUCAAGUGACUGGAGGUCGCCCUCCGCCAGUAGUGACCUGGUGGCACGAGGGGUCACUGCUGGAUGACCUGAGCGAAAGCAACAGCAGCCAGGUCACGCGAAACACCUUGACCUUACCUAACCUGAGUCGUCACCACCUGUAUAGGGUCAUCACGUGCCGGGCAGACAAUUCAAACCUUACCCAACCUCUUCACGUCUCUGUCACUAUCGACAUGAGCUUUCCGCCGUUGGAUGUAAGGAUACUUGGCUCAAACCCAGCACUGCUGGAGGGCCAGCACACGUCCUUCAGGUGUGAGUCGACUGGCUCCAGGCCUCCCGCGACGCUAUCCUGGUGGAUGGACGGUGUUAUGAUGAACGCUGCCAAUGAACAGGUUCCUGUCGAGACUAACGUGAGCAGCACCACACUGCGCCUCGCCCCCACCAGACACAAUGACGGGGCCAUAGUCUCCUGCAGGGCGGAGAACCCGGCUCUUCCCGGAGCAGCCGUCGAGGAUAUCAUCAAACUCACCGUCCACUUUGUACCGCGGGUGGAGCUCAAGGCAGGGAACAGUCAGGUACUUGCAGCCGUCAAGGAGGGAGACGAGGUCCACCUCCAGUGUGUGGUCCAUGCCAACCCUCCAGCACACUCCCUCAGCUGGUUCUUCAAGGGUGAGGAGCUCCAUAGUAACAUCAGCACCGGCGUUGUCAUCAGUAACGAGAGCCUGGUUCUACGGAGCGUCGGACGACGCUACGCGGGCCUCUUCACCUGCAGGGCCACCAACGUCCGUGGAUCAACAUCCUCACAACCCCUCACACUCAGCGUCAAGUACCCACCAGUAUGUGCCGAAAACCAGCGCAGGACCUAUGGAGGUGGACGUGGCGACCAGGUCAACCUCACCUGUGAUGUGGAAGCCAACCCGGAACCCCACGCCUUCCGGUGGGCCUUCAACACCUCCACCGAGAUGAAGUACCUCCCGAAGGAGGACAUCCACUUCCAGAGCGGCCGUAGUGUAGUAACCUACACCCCCAGGACACAGCAGGACUUCGGCACUCUCUUGUGCUGGGCUGUCAACGAGAUCGGCUCUCAGCUACGCCCCUGUGUUUUCCUGAUCGUUCCCGCUGCGGCUCCGGACCCGGUGUAUAACUGCAGCGUGUGGCACAACGCCAGUGCUGCGGGUGAGGUUGUAGUCUCUUGUGAGGCGGGGUGGAGCGGAGGCCUGACACAGACUUUCACACUGGAGGUGCGACAGCUGUCAUCAACAGGGAAGGCUGGAGAUCUAGCAGCAUCCUUCGCGCACCAGAUUCAACCACACUUCACUGUCACGGGUCUUGCACCGGGAACCGAAUACCAACUGGCCGUAGGGGCGUCCAACACCCAAGGCGCGGCCCCUGUGACCCUUCUCAUCCACCAUACCCCUAUUGACGUAGCUGAAAAGAGAACGAGCGCGGAUGCGGCCGAGUCCUUUGGCAUGGGCGUCACCAGGGUGAUGCUGGCUGGCAUCCUAGCGGUGGUGGUGGGCACUGUGGGUUCCCUAGUAAUCUGCUCGGUGGUGGUGGUGCUGGUGGUGCGUGGGCGGCACCGACACGCCCACAACCAGCCAGGAAUCAUGUACGACAAGGCAGCCACUACCCACGCCAAGAGCUGUGACCACACUGGUGACUUCGAUCAAGUCCAUCGUGGACCUGACCUCAUUCUUGUCAAGACUGGAAAGAAGGAAGGGAAACAGGCCAACCCAUCCGUUGCCACGUGUGGAGCAGCCACUCCAGGCACCAUAACAUGCGGUCACCAGGUGGGCUCCUCUUCCUCAUCCUCUUCCAUUAACCCCGUGGGCGCCUGUCUCACCAGUCCCGCCAGUAUUCUCAACCUAGCUGCUACCAGCACCAGCAGUGGCAGUAUCAUCAUCAAUCCCGGUGGCAGUGUCAACAACAGCAACAGCAGCAUCAGUCCAAGUGUCAACAGUAUUGGCACAAGUGCAGCCGCCACAACAUCCAAUGUUACCAUCUUAAGCCCACCCAAAGGUACAGUUUUGAGCACCACCAGCAGUGGCUCCAUUAUGAGUUCGAGCACUGAUGCUCUCAUAAAUCAAAGCAGCGCUGGCGUUCUGAACCCCUGUGGCGUUAUGCUGGAGGGAAGCAGUGGAGGGCUCAAAGACGUCAGCAGCGCUGCCAUCAUCCACUCUGGCGAGCCUCUGGGGAGCCAAAGAACUCGCCAGAUGUCGCUGGCGUCGCCGGCUACUCUGGAGGACUUCCAUAGGACGAUUCACUCCUCGUCCUCCUCCAGCACUGGGCAACGCCCCUCCUUCCCCAACACAUCGUCCUCCAUCACUGCCUCCUCUACCAUGCCACGCCGCCGCUCCUCCAGCGUGGCUCUCCACCCGGAGUUCCUCCAUCACGACCUCAACACCAGCAGGGAGAGCUGCGUCUAGUCUCCAGAUAAGGAGACUCCAAGCUGCCGCCAAGAACUUUUAUACCUGGUAGUAAAAGGCUUCCUUAUACACACGUAUCUCUUGUACACAGAUUUAUUUGGACAGAUUCCUAUGUACACACGUUCCCUUUUAUACAUGUCCUAUUGUACACAAGUUCCCUUUGUAGACAUGCUCUUGUACACUCGUUCCUAUGUCAACACGAAAUGUUGUACACGUGUUCAAUUUUACACAUGUUCCCCAGUAUAUACGUUUUUUAAUACGUUCCCUUCUAAUUUACUCUGUAUGUGUGUGUUUGUGUGUGUGUGUGUGUGUGUGUGUGUGUGUGUGUGUGUGGUGUGUGUGUGUGUGUGUGUGUGUGUGUGUGUGUGUGUGUGUGUGUGU